ACAACCAGGAAAAGUUCUGCAUUUUUGAAAUCAGCAACAGAAGCUGUGAACAGUGCUGUCGAAGCAGCACCAGGCAAUGAAGGCUACGGUCGUGCUUAUAUGGCUGUUUCAGGGACAAAUGAAUCAGCUAGUCUUGGCAAACUGCUGGACGUCAUUGAGGGAGAAUUCUUGUAGAUUGUGUUUAGAGAACGCAUCCGCAUCCAUAUUAGGAUGCUUGCCUGGGAACCAUUGUAGUGCUGUAGUUUCCGUUGUCAGUUCCCUUCUUGUUUUGGGAGUUGGUUUAGCUACUGGACUUUAUACAUGGAAGCAGAGACAUAUACAGAAGAGAAGAAAAGGAAAAAAAUUGUUCAUUAACCCAAACACCUGCGAAGGAGUUCUACCUGAUGGAAGAGAGAGAGCAGUAAAGAGGCUAUUAUUCAACAACAGGAAUAGAGCAGCAGAAUUCUAUAAUGAAGUGAACAUAAUAAGAAGUGUGCAGCAUAAAAACCUGGUAAGGUUGCUAGGAUGUAGCUGUUCAGGACGUGAAAGUCUUCCUGUCUACGAGUUCCAGCCUAACAGGAGCCUUGAUCAUUUCAUCUUUGAGAGUUUAGUCUACCUUCAGGAAAACUGCAGGAUGAAAAUAAUUCACAGGGAUGUAAAAGCUAGCAACAUCUUACUGGAUUCAAAGCUCCAUGCAAAGAUUGCUGACUUUGGGUUGGCAAGGUCAUUCCAGGAAGAUCAAACUGACAUCAGCACAGCCAUUGCUGGAGCCCUGGGAUAUAUGGCUCCAGAGCACCUAGCUCGCGGCCAAUUAACAGAAAAAGCAGAUGUCUAUAGUUUGGGUGUGGUUUUACUGGAGAUUGUUACAGGGAAGCAAAACAACAGAAGCACAGCCUUGGAAUAUUCUGACAGCCUAGUUACAAUUGUGAGUUUCAGAAACUCCAUCUUUUCCAACUGAAGUUGAUUUGUGUUUGACUAUUUUCUCGGUUGGACAGACAUGGAUACAUUUUCAAUCGGGGGUGGCGGAAGAGCUUUAUGACCCAAAUCUAAUGUUAACACAGCUGCUGUAACGGCAAUGUGAAGAAUGAGGUUCUGAGAGUGGUAUAUAUAGGACUUCUGUGCACCCAAGAAAUCCCAAACCUAAGA
Rubroshorea leprosula is the source of this 1125-nucleotide messenger RNA. The record is from the annotation of a GenBank genome assembly. Lineage: Eukaryota; Viridiplantae; Streptophyta; Magnoliopsida; Malvales; Dipterocarpaceae.